UUGUAUUUGAGGUUUACUUUUGACAUUCAUUUAUUUUUUGUUGUUUAAAAACUCCCCUUUUGACGUUUUAUUUCCUUUGCCAGAUGGUAAUCAUAACUAUCAGAUAAGUUUACAUGUGAACCGUUCUCCCUCUCACAGUGAGAGACAUCAAGAAGAGGGACCGGCAGAGAGAGCAGUCCCCAUAUGCUCACUGUAGGGUGUUAUUCAAAUCAGAAACAUGCGAGAACCCUUUGGUAAGGUGCCAAUGACUGGAAAUACUUUGAGUUAAUUUUUUUUUUAAUCUCUCAAUGAAAUACCAGGGUGCCACAAGGUGUUCUGGGACAAAACACAUUUGACUUUCCCUUUUAAUGAAUGAAAUUACUUUCCGUAUGCCCAGUAUUUUAUAUGUAAUUUUUCUUUUUUUAAAAAAAUAGCCUUUCGAUAAGCAGGCAAGAGAACAGACAGAAAAAAAAAGUUAUCACAUAAAAAAGACAAGUCCUCACAUUAAAAACAACAAAUCCACACAUUAAUAAAAGAACAUAAGCAAGUCCGCACAUAAAAGGCACAUUUCUAGAGAAAUGCCAGCCGAGUCACCAGGGGAAUUUGAGAUUAAAAAGGGGGACAAUAACACUGCAAAGUUUAUUACAGGUUCCCCUCAACUUGUUUUGAACAUCCCAGCUGCAACCCAGUUCUGAAUGCUGUGCUAUCCUGGACAACCAGACGGGUACAAUUCCAUUUCGAGCCUAAAUACAUGGGGUUUGGUGCCCACGUAAUGAAACUUAAAAUAUUAUCCGAUCCAUCCUCGGCUUACAAGUUUAAAGCUGAUCAUGUGUGUUAAAUCGGCGUCUGCAAAUCCUUGACUACUUUAAACAUCGAAUUGGGGUGUUGACAAGGUCCAGGGACGGGGGGGAUAUUCUGCAGGCGUAGACACGGUCACGGGUGGGGGGGGGGGGGGCAAGAAGAGUCUCUGAUCCCUUCUCUGACCCUUCACUGAUUCACCAAGUACCGAAACAGGAAUUGCGCUCGAAGUGUUGGUUCCGAGGAGGUUAAUCCAGUGGGUCACGUCUCGAAAGGGAAACCGAAUUGGCCUUAACGCUAAAAACAAAAAUAAAGUGACAUUUCGCCAAGUUGCUGGCACUGAUUGUUGGCAGAGAUCAGUACUUGCCAAUAAAGAGGUUUUUUUUUUAUUUUGUCUACCUGAGUCGGAAGAACGGCUGGAGUGGGAUCAAUGUUUCCAGAGAGGAAGCUGUAGAAGAGAAAGUGUCACGCCCCUUUGCAAAUAAAAGCAGCGAGAGUGCAGCGUGGAACAAAUCAACACACACAGAGACACACAGUCACAGCGCCGAGCAGUCAUGAGUAGCGCUGUUGGUUACAACGCUACCCACAUGGGGAGUACACCACUGGAGACUGGGCUUCUCCUCCAGCCCGUCUGGGACCUGGUGCGGGCCAAGCAGCAAUGGAUGAAGUCUCCUUUCUUCCCAGUCACCUUCUCCUUGGUGGUCUACUCGACUUUCUGCCUGCCUUACAUCGCCCUGGACCUGCUGGCGAAGAAGCUGCCCUCCCUGAGGAAAUACAAGAUCCAGGCUCAGAGUAACCCGAGCCUGGGGAUGAUGGCGAGCUGCGUGGCUCAGACCCUGUACAACCACCUGCUCUACAUCUUCCCGCUGUCGGUGGCCCACUGGUACUGGCGCCCAGUCCAGCUGCCGCCCUCAGCCCCCGAGCUGCACCGCCUCCUACUGGACAUCGCUGCCUGCCUGCUGCUCUUCGACUUCCAGUACUUUGUGUGGCACCUCCUGCACCACCGAGUGCCCUGGCUGUACCGCACCUUCCACAAGGUCCACCACAAGUACACAGCCACGUUCGCCCUGGCCACCGAGUACUCGGGAGCUUGGGAGACCCUGUCGCUGGGUUUCUUUGCCGCCAUCAACCCGGUCAUUCUGCGCUGCCAUCCCCUCACCACGCUGCUGUUCUUCGUCUGCAACAUCUGGCUGUCGGUGGAGGACCACUCCGGCUACGACCUGCCCUGGUCCACCCACAGGCUGGUGCCUUUCGGGCUGUACGGAGGGGCUCCUCACCACGACCUCCACCACAUGAAGUUCAAAACUAACUAUGCGCCUUACUUUACUCACUGGGACAAACUGUUGGGUACUUACAGUACACUACACAGCAAGAGUCAGUGAUUUGCUCCUACUCUUUUUAAGAACGAAAGAAAAGACUUGCAUUUGUUUGCUCCUGAAGGUUUGGACAUUGAUGGAGAAGGACUUGGACUGCUGGCCAGUGAUUUGUACAAGACUAACACUUGACUUUGUAUAAUGUACAGUUUCUUUACAAUGCACUUUAAACAUUACUUGUGUCAUGAAAAAUGCUAUUUUAUAUUGUUUUUCUUGUAUCGGAAUAAUAUAUUGGCUAUAGAA
This is a messenger RNA of Chiloscyllium plagiosum (whitespotted bambooshark), 2393 nucleotides long. It is a transcript of the gene ch25h, whose product is annotated as cholesterol 25-hydroxylase. Lineage: Eukaryota; Metazoa; Chordata; Chondrichthyes; Orectolobiformes; Hemiscylliidae. The record is from RefSeq and is a predicted model, not a curated record. Gene Ontology annotation, biological process: lipid biosynthetic process. Gene Ontology annotation, molecular function: iron ion binding; oxidoreductase activity.